GCUGCCGGAGGAAGCACUGCCGGGUCCGCUCCGCUCCGGGUCCGGCCGGGCCAUGGAGUCCAUGUCUGAGCUCGCGCCCCGCUGCCUCCUGCUUCCCUUGCUGCUGCUGCUGCCGUUGCUGCUUCUUCCUGCCCCGAAGCUGGGCCCGAGCCCCGCCGGGGCCGAGGAGACCGACUGGGUGCGUUUGCCCAGCAAAUGCGAAGUGUGCAAGUAUGUUGCCGUGGAGCUGAAGUCAGCUUUUGAGGAAACCGGAAAGACCAAGGAAGUGAUUGACACAGGCUACGGCAUUCUGGACCGGAAGGCGUCAGGAGUCAAGUACACUAAGUCCAUCUCAGAGCCCCCAGGCCAGAUGACCUGUCUUCCUUCCAGCUCUGCCUUCCCCGUUGGAGGGGAGGGGAACUUAGCACCUCUUCCGCUGCUGUCUCGCAGGGACUUACGGUUAAUUGAAGUCACUGAGACCAUUUGCAAGAGGCUUCUGGACUACAGCCUGCACAAGGAGAGGACUGGCAGCAACCGGUUUGCCAAGGGUAUGUCGGAAACCUUUGAGACAUUGCACAACCUAGUCCACAAAGGGGUCAAGGUGGUGAUGGAUAUCCCCUACGAGCUAUGGAAUGAGACCUCGGCUGAGGUGGCUGACCUCAAGAAACAGUGUGACGUGCUGGUGGAAGAGUUUGAAGAGGUGAUUGAGGACUGGUACAGGAACCACCAGGAGGAGGACCUGACUGAAUUCCUCUGUGCCAACCACGUGCUGAAGGGCAAAGACACCAGUUGCCUGGCAGAGCGGUGGUCUGGCAAGAAGGGGGACAUAGCGUCCCUGGGAGGGAAGAAAGCGAAGAAGAAACGCGGCAGGGUCAAGGGUUCCAGCGGUGGCAGCGGCGGCAGCAAGCAGAGGAAGGAACUGGGGGUCCUGGAGGAGGAUGCCAACCCCGAGGAGGAAGACGGUGUACAGAAGGCCUCUCCCCUCCCACACAGCCCCCCGGAUGAGCUGUGAGCCCAACUCAGUGUCCUGGAACCAAGACCUCGACUUGAGGGCUGAGGAGCUUGGGAUGCCUGUGGCUCCAGCAAGGACAGCCGCUGUCCAGCUUCAGUCUCCUCCCUUGGCUGUGACCUCUUCCUUCCCUUGAACAACAGCAGGAGCUGGAAGGAUCUUGGGUGCUGGGAGACCCCCUCCAAAGGGAAGAGGAGGAGGAGGAGCAGAAGGCAGCUCUUUCUAUACAGCCCCCUUCAUGAGCUCUGGGUCCCACCCAGCAUCCCCGAGGUGAAGAGCAGAAGACAGGUACGAUGCUCACCAGGGCCCCCUUCACCCAGGAUGGACAGAGCCCCAGGAAGGACUCAGUGCAGCCUCCGCAGCCAGGCCUGCCUCUUCCCUCCACCAGGCAUUCUCUCCUGCUGGUCCUUGUCGGGUUGUGAAUUUCAGAACUUCUUCUAGGAUGAACUCAGGAGGUGUGGCACAAAGCAGCUGGACACCAGAGCUAGAGCCACGCCAGAGCCUGCAGAGAGGGCACCUAACCUGACCCCACUGGGAAGCAAAACCAUAGCUCCCCGUGUCCACCCACUCCUUCUGAGGGCACCUCAUGCUCUGCCCAGCCUGUCUCCCAGGGCUACCAGAGUAAACACCUUUUGGCCUUUCGGUUUGGUUCCUGGGUCCUCUUCAUCCUCCAGAGUGUCCCCUCAUCGAUCUUUUCUGCCUGUGUCCCCCAGUCCUGGGGCCUUGAUGGCUGUCACUGUCAUUGGAGGCUUAACCUGGCAGUUGCUAGGAGGAACAGGUUCUGGGAGCACCGGGGGUGGUUUGGGGUCACUCAGUGGUUCUCAACCUUCUAACACUGCAGCCCCUUAAUACAAUUCCUCCUGUUGUGGUGACCCCCCCUACCCCUGGCCAUAAAAUUAUUUUCGUUGCUGUUUCAUAACUGUAA
Molecule: messenger RNA, 1913 nt
Organism: Grammomys surdaster
Lineage: Eukaryota; Metazoa; Chordata; Mammalia; Rodentia; Muridae
Gene: Cnpy3
Product: canopy FGF signaling regulator 3
Exons: 7
Coding region: 53-991 (312 amino acids)
Cellular component (GO): endomembrane system
Molecular function (GO): signaling receptor binding
Source: RefSeq, a predicted model, not a curated record